AAACGAGAAGACAACAGUAAUGGCCGCCAAUUUUUGCGUGCAUGCUCAGACACCUUUACUUGUUUGUACACUUCAAAAUGCUGAUGGCUGAAUGCGAAAUCUGAUCAACACUUGUACAUUUUUACGUUUUUUUGUACAGAUAUAUAUGAUUUAUUUCAAAGAAACGUUUAUAUAGAAGUUGGUGUUGGCAUUUCGGACCAAUAUUGAACGUGUUGCCAGGGAAGCUUUCAGUUGGAUGAUAUCAGGGAAGAUUUCACUUUGAUGCCGAACUAAGACUGUUGGAUAUCUACUCAGCAAUUUGUUACAGAUGAACCCUUGAUAUUUCAUCAGCAUUCCUGCUUGUGUCCGACCUACUGUUUUAUUCAUGCUGAACAGAUAAAACUGUAUGCUUUGAACUCCUACUACAAUCUCCAUCAUCAUGAGGGUGUCUGGUCUGGUUCCUGCACGUUUCCUAACGCUUGUUGCUCAUCUGAUCAUUGUCAUUGUCAUAUUUUGGUCCAGAGAUGAAAAUAUCAAAAUGUGUCUACCUGAAUCCUACACACAAGCACAAUAUGAUCUCAAAGACACACAGUUGAUCAUUGGCUUGUCCGUCACUCUCGGGUUGUUUUUCGUGGAGCUGGUUGGUUUUAUUGGAGGGGUCACGAUGUUCAUGCCGUUCCAGAGUUUACUGUCAACGUGUGCUCACUGCGGAGCUGCUGUGGCAUUGUCCUACUUCCUGUUUGACGCCUGGCCUUGCGACUGGUACUGGUACAUCUUUGGAUUCUGCAGCGCAUUCCCGGGAUUGACAGAAAUCAUAACCAUCAUCGGUGUGUUAGCGUUUAAAAAAGGAUACUGAGCACUAGCACAAACACCAUCACGGGAAGUCCACGAGUGCUGUCAGAUCAUGAGGAUUAUAUAUUGACAGGGCAGUUUAAUGUUUGUCUGUGAUAAGGCAUCGUCUCUAACUGCUUUGUUUUGGAUCAUCUUUUCAACAGCAUGUGGGACCAUUAUCAAUACUUCAUGGGUUGCACACACUUCGUUCCUACUUGUGACUAUGGACAGCUGAUGUGUGGUGUGGGGGCACGGGUGGCCCAGUCGUCUAAGACGCCGCGAUUCGCUUUGCAGAGUUGCGUCCCUUGGGCAUGCCAGAAACCUACGAUUGUGGGUUUGAAUCCUGGUUCUCCACGAUUAUGUUUCUAG
Molecule: messenger RNA, 1179 nt
Organism: Haliotis rufescens (red abalone)
Lineage: Eukaryota; Metazoa; Mollusca; Gastropoda; Lepetellida; Haliotidae
Product: transmembrane protein 107-like
Exons: 4
Coding region: 419-835 (138 amino acids)
Biological process (GO): protein localization to ciliary transition zone; non-motile cilium assembly
Cellular component (GO): MKS complex
Source: RefSeq, a predicted model, not a curated record